This is a messenger RNA of Coffea eugenioides, 815 nucleotides long. Its product is annotated as 50S ribosomal protein L28, chloroplastic. The record is from RefSeq and is a predicted model, not a curated record. Gene Ontology annotation, molecular function: structural constituent of ribosome. The transcript has 2 exons. Gene Ontology annotation, cellular component: ribosome. Gene Ontology annotation, biological process: translation. The coding region runs from base 162 to 623 and encodes 153 amino acids. NCBI's taxonomy places the organism in Eukaryota, Viridiplantae, Streptophyta, Magnoliopsida, Gentianales, Rubiaceae.
GUACCCAAACAAAACACCCACAAAUGACUAACAUUAUCCUCCCAGUACAAUAGCAGUAAUAGCAAAGCAGAGAGUUUCUUGCAGCAUAAAAGUAUAUUCAAGAAUCAGAGAAGAGUGGAAGAUAAACUCAGAGAUACAGAGUUUCAAGAAUCCCCCCAAAAAUGGCUACAACUAUUACAGCAACGAUAGGAGGACUGGCAGUGGGCUCACAGGCAGUCAUGGCUGCAAAUAGGCCACUCGUCAAGGCUUCCAUGAAAGCAGUGGGUUCAGAGCUGGGCUUUGUAACUUCCCAGUUGAAUGGCAUCAAGAUUUCUUGCGAUCCCAAUCAGUUUAAGCUGCCUUCAACAGCCCUUUCUGUUCCUUUUAGGCCUUCUCUUCAGCCUGUGGCAAAGAGAGUGUGUCCCUUAACAGGAAAGAAAUCCAACAAGGCAAACAAGGUAUCUCAUUCAAACCACAAGACAAAGAGAUUACAGUUCGUGAAUCUGCAGUACAAAAGAGUUUGGUGGGAGGCUGGGAAACGCUAUGUUAAACUUCGCUUGUCAACUAAAGCUAUGAAGACAAUAGAGAAAAAUGGAUUGGAUGCUGUUGCCAAGAAGGCGGGGAUCAAUCUUAGCAAGGAAUAAGGUUAAAACAGGAUUGUAAUGUUGUCCUAGCAUUUUCAGUGCUAAACAUUGAUAUUCCGUGAAGCAGUGGAAAAUCCAAUCCAACUUAUUGCAUUUUUUUGACAUGUUUUGCUUCCCCACAUGACCAAAGAAAAUGUUUGCCAAAUUUGGAGAGUGCAGUAUGGCUCAUGACAAAAGUCGAUACAAGUUUUA